Messenger RNA from Ceraceosorus bombacis, 429 nucleotides. The record is from the annotation of a GenBank genome assembly. Lineage: Eukaryota; Fungi; Basidiomycota; Exobasidiomycetes; Ceraceosorales; Ceraceosoraceae.
AUGAAGCUCAACAUUGUCACCGUCCUCGCCAGCCUGCUCGCGGUCUCUGCCGUCAAGCAGACAAGCGCCGCACCAAUCCGCACAAGCGAAGAUCUUGCUGACGCUGUACGCGACUCGGGUGGGCCCAUAAACGCCGCAAAGUUGGCUGAAGGCCAUGUCCGAGUCAAGCCUGCCAGGUCGCCCUAUCUUAGGGGAAGCCCGUUGGUGCAUGAGGACCACAAGAGCACGUACCUGCGCACUGGCGCGAAGGCCGUCGUUGCACACACCCAGAGCACCGGUGACACGCCAAGCAAAGACGGCGGCAAAGAAAAGAGAUGCUCUGGAUCUCUACCGCGCGGUAUGCACGUUAGGUGCGCCUGGGGACUGGGCGGAAUUGCCAAUUGGGGAAGAAGCGUCCAGAUGGAGCAAUUUGAUCAUCUAGAGUCUUGA